Molecule: messenger RNA, 2182 nt
Organism: Puntigrus tetrazona (Sumatra barb)
Lineage: Eukaryota; Metazoa; Chordata; Actinopteri; Cypriniformes; Cyprinidae
Gene: nop58
Product: NOP58 ribonucleoprotein homolog (yeast)
Exons: 15
Coding region: 112-1767 (551 amino acids)
Cellular component (GO): small-subunit processome; box C/D methylation guide snoRNP complex
Molecular function (GO): snoRNA binding
Source: RefSeq, a predicted model, not a curated record
CGUGUACUGUCCCCAUGUGGACCUCGUGGAAAAGCGACUCCUUGUAGCGGAAGGCUCUCAAUGCGAGCUGCGCGGCGGUGAACUUAAUUUAGAGCAAUACAAACAAUCAAAAUGCUAGUGUUAUUUGAAACUGCCGCUGGCUAUGCCAUUUUCAAGGUCCUGGAUGAAAAGAAACUCCAGCAGGUGGACACCCUGUGGAAGGAGUUUGAAACUCCAGAAAAAGCCAACAAAGUUGUAAAACUGAAACACUUUGAGAAGUUUCAGGACACAACAGAAGCUCUAGCAGCGGCCACGGCAAUGGUGGAGGGGAAAUUGGGGAAAAGUCUGAAAAAGGUUCUCAAGAAAGUUGUGGCCAAAGAGGCUCACGAACAGCUGGCCAUUACCGAUGCAAAACUAGGAGGAGUCAUUAAGGAGAAGCUGAGCCUGAGCUGUGUUCACAGCCCUGCUGUGGCUGAGCUCAUGAGAGGCAUCAGAAACCAGAUAGAGGGGCUAAUCACAGGUCUUCCUGCCCGAGAGAUCAGUGCCAUGUCUCUCGGUUUGGCCCACAGUCUUUCACGGUACAAGCUGAAGUUCAGUCCAGACAAGGUGGACACCAUGAUCGUUCAAGCCAUUUCUCUACUGGAUGAUCUGGAUAAGGAGCUCAAUAACUACAUCAUGCGCUGCAGGGAAUGGUAUGGCUGGCACUUCCCAGAGCUCGGCAAGAUCGUCACAGAUAACCUGGUGUACUGCAAGAGUGUACGCAAGAUUGGUGACCGCACAAACGUGGCAUCGCUAGAUUUGUCUGACAUUCUACCAGAAGAGAUUGAGGCAGAGGUUAAACUAGCUGCAGAGAUCUCGAUGGGAACAGAGGUGUCCGAGGAGGACAUUGCCAACAUCAUGCACCUGUGUGACCAGGUGAUCGAAAUAUCAGAGUAUCGCGCACAGUUGUAUGAUUAUCUGAAGAAUCGUAUGAUGGCAAUUGCACCCAACCUGACAGUCAUGGUGGGAGAAUUGGUGGGAGCCCGUCUCAUUUCACACGCAGGAUCUCUGCUGAACUUGGCCAAGCACCCUGCAUCCACCGUUCAGAUUCUCGGGGCAGAGAAAGCUCUGUUCCACGCUCUGAAGACCCGUCGGGAUACACCCAAAUACGGUCUCAUUUAUCACGCCUCUCUGGUGGGGCAAACCACAGCCAAGAAUAAGGGUAAAAUCUCCAGGAUGCUGGCUGCCAAAACGGCCCUUGCCGUCCGGUACGAUGCCCUGGGAGAAGAUACCAAUGCGGAGAUGGGAGUAGAAAACCGAGCCAAGCUGGAAGCACGACUACGUUUCCUGGAGGAGAAAGGGAUGAGACGUAUUAGUGGUUCAGGCAAAGCUCUGGCAAGGACUGAUAAAUAUCAACACAAGAGUGACGUAAAGGUAUACGACCCAUCUGGUGACUCGACGCUCCCCACCGUCUCAAAGAAGAGGAAGAUUGAAGAAGUAGAAGAGGGUGAGGGGGAAGAGAAGCCGGUGGAGGCUAAAGCUAAGAAAGUAAAGAGGGAAGCCCCCACAGAAGGACAAACAGAGACGCCAAAGAAGAAGAAAAAGGAAAAGAAGGCAGAGGAAUCCAAGCCAGAAGAGGAGACGGCCGUCAGCCCAGCAGAGGAGACGACAAAAAAGAAAAAGAAGGAAAAGAAACGAGCAGCUGAGGAGGAGCCGAAGGAAGAGGAAGAAGAGCAAGUCACUCCGGCAGAAGAGACCACAGAAAAGAAGAAGAAAAAGAAGAAAAAGCCUAAAAAGGAGGAUGACUAGAUGAUUUGGACACUUUUUCCAUGAACUCUGCUGUAUAUAAAAUGACUUUUAUAGUUUUUGGACAUCAUAUGAUGGUCACAUCCCCUUUUUGUGUUUCCUGCCCAGCUCACAGUGAACAGUUUCAGUGGACUGUUAUUCAUUAAAAAAAAAAAUAUAUUUUUAAUUUUAGGACGUUUUCUCUCAAUAAUGCUUGAUUGCAAGAGAAGAUUCCUUAAGACUUCUAUAAUUUGAUGCUCCUCAUGUGUUGAGUUUACUGGAUCAUACAGUUUAGUUAGUCUUUUAUAAGUGAAUGUUUUUAGUUUAAAAUGAGGAUGGGAUUACAUUAUAAAAGGAAAAAUCAGUGAGGAGUAUGUUUUGUGGCUUAAAACUGAGUCAUUUGUGUCUCAGGAUUAUUAAAUACUGUAUGUUUCUAGCA